CAUCGCUUUGAAAAUUAUGGAAUCUGAGCAAAAUUAUUAUUACAGAUUUACAAAGGGCAUGUUAACAAUCAUUGGUCAAUGGCCUUAUCAAGAAGAAAGAACGAGGUUGUUUCUACUGAGCUUAUUGACUGUGACCGCUAUUUCGGUGAUCAUUCCACAGGUGAACAAAAUAAUUCAAUGCGAUGGAGACAUGCGAUGCAUUAUGUUAGUCACACCGGCGUUAAUGUUAAUAUUUAUAAUUUUAGUGAAGUUAUAUACGUGCCAGAUUAACAAUAACAAAAUCAAAAGACUCACUGAACAUCUGUUUAACGAUUGGAAAAAUCUGGAAGAUGCAGAAGAGUAUGAAAUUAUGAAAAAGCAUGGCGCAAAUGCAAGGCUGAUUUCUUUGACAUAUACCACAUGUGUUUCCGCAGUUAGCGUUCUUUAUGUAUCAAUUAGUCUUAUACCUAAAGUAUUGGACGUCGUGUUACCCCUCAACAAAUCUCGACCCAUAAUUAUGCCCUAUGAGUCCUACUACUUCGUGGAUAGCGAAAAAUAUUUCUAUCAUAUUUUUCUUCAUAUUGGUGUGAGCCUGGCGAUACUUGUACCAGCGGUACUCGCGCACGACUGCCUGCUUCUGACUUACAUCGAGCACGCCUGCAGCAUCUUCGCUGUGACUGGAUUUCGUUUAGAGGCUGUAUCACGUAACAGUCAUAAUAAUUCGAUGAAUAAUGGUUCGCACAGCGUAUACAACCCGAAAAUUGCGGUCUCCGUGUACGCACACUGGCGAGCUUUACGAUUUGCAGAACUUCUUGAAGACAUCUUUUGCAUUUCUUUCGUUGUACAAAUGAUGCUAGUUAUCAUAACAUUGACUGUUACCCUGCUGUAUGUUGCCCUGCAAAUGGACGAAGUUGUGCAAGCAUUGAGGAUGUCGGGAUUUGUCGGCACUCAAACUACUCACUUAUUUUGCUAUUGUCUGCAAGGCCAGAGAUUGAUAGAUCAUAGUGUGCGAAUUCGCGAGAAGAUAUAUAACUCUUCCUGGUAUAACAUACCUGCGAAAUCUCAAAGAUUACUUCUGUACGUGAUGAAAAGGAGCAUGCAACCGAAUUUUUUGAGUGCCGGCAAGAUUUUCGUAUUUUCUCUGAAGAGCUUCACUACGGUAAAAAAUUAUUUACAAACGUUAUGUAUUUCUUCGAAAUCCCUCUUACGAGUGUUCUUAUUUUAAAGGUUUUACAGUCUUCGGUGUCAUACUUUACCGUACUUUCGUCCUUCCAGUAAUCAUUGGUGUAAUUCGAAUAGUUUAAUCUUUGUGCAACUACAAUUAUGUUAUAGCAAUAAAAAUUUUGAAGUGAAUAAUAUUUACACUUAACUCAUUAAUUAGCAACAUAUUAUCUAUACAUUAAAAAUAUCGUUGUUACAUUUAAUUUUAAAUAUCAUCGUUUCUUAUGGAUAAAAUUACGC
Molecule: messenger RNA, 1440 nt
Organism: Monomorium pharaonis (pharaoh ant)
Lineage: Eukaryota; Metazoa; Arthropoda; Insecta; Hymenoptera; Formicidae
Product: odorant receptor 13a
Exons: 8
Coding region: 17-1204 (395 amino acids)
Biological process (GO): sensory perception of smell; detection of chemical stimulus involved in sensory perception of smell
Cellular component (GO): plasma membrane
Molecular function (GO): odorant binding; olfactory receptor activity
Source: RefSeq, a predicted model, not a curated record